GAAGAACACAAGUCUUCGCGAAGACUUUUGCUCAGAGUGGGCAAAAGUCGUCGCGAUGCAUUCGUUUGUCGUGUGGAAGUUACAUUUAAUCAGUUAAAAAGCGGUUUUUUCGGUCACUCAGCAACUCACCGUGAUUGGGGGGCUAUUUUAGUCUUUUACUGAAGAAUUGCUGUAAACGACUUUCGCCGUUCCUGAAUAGAUUAUUUUUCCAAUGUUUUGACAUUUUCGGCAACAGAUUCUUCGUCUCGGUACUGGCUCGCAGUUCUAGAAACGUCGAAGUUACCUUUUUAGUGUUGGAAAAAUCAUUUUGUUUCGCGAUAAAUAGUUUUUGCAACGAAACGAUUCGAAAUUUUCUUCAAACCUAGUUCUUGCCAUAUCCGUUCAAUCUUAAUAAUGUCUGAAAGCGAUUGGGACACGGUAACAAUAUUGCGUAAAAAGGCCCCGAAGGCGUCUACAUUGAAGACCGAAACGGCGGUCAACCAGGCCCGGCGGCAAGGCAUUCCUGUGGAAACCACUCAAAAAUUCAAUGCCGGAACUAACAAGCAACAUGCUGCCACAAAAAAUACAGCAAAACUGGAUCGUGAGACGGACGAGCUCCGUCACAAGACAGUCAACGCAUCCGUAGCCAAGCUGAUUAUGCAGGGUCGCCAAGCAAAAGGUCUAAGUCAAAAGGAUCUGGCUACAAAAAUUUGUGAGAAGCCACAAAUCGUUAAUGAUUAUGAGGCUGGUCGAGGAAUUCCAAACAAUUUGAUUUUGGGGAAAAUAGAACGUGUAAUCGGAAUGAAACUACGGGGAAAAGAAAUUGGUACACCCCUUGUGCCUCCCGGUAAGAAAUAAAUGUCGGGAGGCACAAGUUCAACGAUACAAGUUUGCCGUGUAGGAAUCACUGCUGAAAUAUCUAUUACAUUGAAAUAAUAUUUCCUGUUUCUAAAGGGAUAACGGUGCGAAACUACAUUUAAUCUUUUGUUUACUCAAAUCACAAGUACAUUGUUAUCCCUCUUGAGUAACUAUAAAAAUUGGAUCCCAUACGACUAUUGUUUUCAACUGGAAUAAACUCUUCUCAAUCAAUAUAAUGAAACUUGACUUAGUACAUAAUUGAUGACCCGGUUGUAGCACAAUGGAAUGCGCUGAACGAGUAGUUCACUAGUUAUGUAGAAACGGUUGCAGCCGAACAUAAGCCUAUACUAGUAAUCAACAAGGACUUUGGUUAUUGGCAAGAAUUCCCGAUAGCGCGCCUGAACACCACAAGUUAGGUUCACGUUACCACGCAAGCCACGUCGGUUGAUUCCAGACGCAUAAGAUGCUGAAUAUGGGCUGAGAAGGUACAUGGGCUCUGAUGGAGAAGAGUUUAGAAUUAUUUCAGAUUUAAAUGUAGAUGAGCCAUGAAUACCGGUGUGUAAUUAAUAUUAACAAACCAACAAUCGAUGACAAUUUAAUGGUCAAAUCUCCGUCGCAGUGCACAGUCUAGUAAAAUUCGCGUUUCCGCUAUUUGUGUAGAAAUAUGUCAAUCUGUAGGGAAUUGAUUUAGUUGCAUUUUCUCGAGUGGUAAACCAUCGAGCAUAAUAAUCCUGCUGAAACUGACUGAAUAAAUCAUGUAGUCGCCUCUUCAA
This is a messenger RNA of Anopheles aquasalis, 1610 nucleotides long. RefSeq names its product multiprotein bridging factor 1 (gene mbf1). NCBI's taxonomy places the organism in Eukaryota, Metazoa, Arthropoda, Insecta, Diptera, Culicidae. Gene Ontology annotation, molecular function: DNA binding. Gene Ontology annotation, cellular component: nucleus. The record is from RefSeq and is a predicted model, not a curated record.